GCGCAGUGGGGUCGACCUUGAGCCCGCUUGUGUCUUUCCGCCGUGUGAUAUGGGGUCUGUCGCUACAAACGCACCCUCACUGUGUUACUCUGUGCAGAGUGUGUAUCGCGUGCAGACCGUCACAGCACGCAAACUGCAAUUACUGCUGGCCAGUGGAUGGCUCCAGCCUGCAAAUGGCGCGCGGCAGAGUGGCGCUCGCUCCCGGCUGCAGCCUGAGUGCAUGGAUGCGCCUGAGCAAGGGUGACCUCACCGGUGGAGUCGGGCGGUGCGACGAGGACGAUGAGGAGGCUUGGCCGACGUGGUCACUCGCUGACGUGGCAUCACACAACUCGCCCGAGGACUCGUGGGUGGCGGUGCGUGGGAAGGUGGCUUGUACGCUGCAUGGACAACCACACGCACACACUCACACUCACACUCACACGCACGCCCGGGACGUCCUGACACGCUUCUCGACGCAGCUGGACGCCACGGCACUCUUCCAAAAGCACCACGCUUGGGUGAACGUGGAGAUGCUCUUCGCGUGCUGCGUGGGCACGCUGGCGAAACCCGUGGUGACGAACGGGCAGGGGCGGAGGGUCAAGUGGGACGAGCAAGGGAUCCAAGCGCACGAUGCACAGCGGGGCGUCAUGUUCGGCACCAUGAAGAUUGAGCAGCUUGACACGCCCUUCCUCUAUUUGGACGAGGACGGCGGCGGCGAGUGUGUGGCAAUCCAUCCGGCGUACCUGCCGUCGCACCUGCCGGGGGCAAAGCAGACGGAGGCGCUGAGGCCGCACAAGAUGGAGGUGGACGAGCUGCAGCACGCGCUGGGCCUUGAUU
Messenger RNA from Emiliania huxleyi CCMP1516, 816 nucleotides. RefSeq lists its product as hypothetical. The annotation marks the transcript as partial. The transcript has 2 exons. The record is from RefSeq and is a predicted model, not a curated record. NCBI's taxonomy places the organism in Eukaryota, Haptophyta, Isochrysidales, Noelaerhabdaceae.